AUGGAGAUGCGUAAUGACCCAGAUAUCGUGCUGGCUGCUGUGAUGGAGAAUGGCAGGACAAUGGAGUUUGCCUCCAACGCCCUACUUAAUGAUCGGAGUUUUGUCCUGCGAGCCGUGCAGUCGACAAAAGCCACAUGGCUCUUGAACUAUUGCAGCCGAGAGCUGCAGGACGACAAAGAAUUCCAGGAGUUGGUCGAGCAAGCUGCUGGGACUGGGCUUGUGUUUACAUGCUAUCACAGCUUCAGCUGCUUCGACUCCGUAAGGAAUCGCUUCGUGGCCACAGGUGCAUCAGUCCCAGGAGGCACCGCAUAUGAUCAUGUGAUGACGCAGUUGAAUAAGACCUCUGGAGGAACAGCGACAGUCUGGUUCGACGAGAUCCCAGUCUUCGGCUUUUCUGCCAACAAGGGCGAGUGGGUUCACCCCAGCGAGGAUUGUGGCCGUGACUAUGUACCAGUUCCCCUUCAAGAGAAUCGACAUGAAAUGUGGAACUCCAUGGUGGAGUCCCGCAAUACAAGGCUGUGGCCACCUGUUGGAUCGAAGCACCCUUGCUGGUGCUGCCACUGGCUGAGAAAAGUCAAACAGAAGCAUGCAGAGGGUGCAGUCAUUUGCAUCGCCGUGUCCAAUAUAUAUAAUAAGGACUGGGUGGACAAGUACGGGGCAGGAAGCUCAGAGCUGAGCGACGAGGCUGCAGACAAGUUUGGACUCAAGAGGGAACAGUUCCGCAAUGGCCGCCCUGCUGGUUGGGGCACAGGCAAGAUCCAGAUUUCCAAUGGCAUGACCUUUUCCCGCGUGGCGCCAGUCCACCCUCACACCGGGCUCCCCCUGGGUGAGGGAUGUCGCUGGGAGCGCCAAGCGCUCGAUCGCCAGAACUUUGCAGUCUAUGCGUAUUUUGUUCCCUGA
Messenger RNA from Durusdinium trenchii, 900 nucleotides. The record is from the annotation of a GenBank genome assembly. Lineage: Eukaryota; Dinophyceae; Suessiales; Symbiodiniaceae.